Molecule: messenger RNA, 3876 nt
Organism: Seriola dumerili (greater amberjack)
Lineage: Eukaryota; Metazoa; Chordata; Actinopteri; Carangiformes; Carangidae
Gene: vstm4b
Product: V-set and transmembrane domain-containing protein 4-like
Exons: 8
Coding region: 74-1045 (323 amino acids)
Source: RefSeq, a predicted model, not a curated record
GAGGAGGAAACCUGGGGCUUCUUUUCUUCAGGGGCAUUUAACUGAGAGUUUAUGGAGGCUGCAGCCGUGGAAAAUGAAGAUCUCCUCUGUGGUCUUCGCUCUCCUCACUCGAGCACUGUUUGGAGAUUUGUGUUCGGCCAUCAACGUCACCAUCACCCCAUCGCCCUUCACAGUGGCCCAGGAGGGUCAAAACAUCACCCUCUCCUGCGUUGUGUCCCAGCGACGCCGAAAUGCCGCAUUACCGGUCGUGAAAUGGACCUUCCUACCGGCGGGCACGGACCGCCAGGAGGACGAACUCCUAAUCGCUCGCGUCAACAUGAGGAAGGCCCGUUUCUAUGGCAACUACACCAAGAGCUUCCCGUGGCCCAAACUGAAGCUGACGGUGGUGAAGCAGGGGAAGAUCUUUGACCUGAUGAUCUUGAACGUGGGGGAGGGGGACCGGGGGCUCUACAUGUGCCGGGUGCAGGAGUUUAAAAAGCACCAGGACCGCUGGAAGGCCUCAUCCAACUGCACCGCCGCUACUGAGCUCAGAGUACAUGUCCUACCAGCCACCAAGGCCAAAGACAGCCUGUGGAGCUUGUUUGAAGACGUAUACCUGUGUGCGGUGUUGAUCUGCUCGGUGGGCCUUCUGUGCAUGUGCAUGUUCACGGUGACGGUAACCUGCCAGUACGUACAGAGGAAGCAGAGGUUAAAAGAUAAUUACCACCUGGUUAAAAGCCCACAGAACAGCUCAGGAGAGACAGUUACCAGUCUGGUCAGUGUGUCUCCUGCUCUGCCUCAGAAGGAGAGGAGGUACAGGAAGAAAAGGAGCAGAGAAUACCAAGAGGAGACACCGCCAGAGAUACCAGCCAAAGCUCCCAUCGGAGACAAAACAAGGAAACCCAAACUUUUAAAACCACAGCCAAGGAAAGUAGUGUUGCCGAAGAUAGUGGAGGAGAAUCUGACGUACGCGGAGUUGGAUCUGGUGAAGCCGAUUCCAGAAGCCAAGGCGUCGCGUAGCGGCACCGUGUACGCUCAGAUACUGUUCGGGGAGCAGCAGCUAUGAGAGGAAGACACAAACACCACUAGUAACUGUGCCUUAUGUAGAAAUAAGUAUUGUCUAUUUAUGGUCUGUGUUCUGUAUUCAAAUGGUUUGUGAAGGGCAAAAUGUGUAACGCCUCAGAAUUAUGACAAAUUUGUACAUAUGAUUUUAUAUGAACUUUGAUAUAACUUCUUUCUAUGUGAGACCAAGAUGCAAAAGGGAAAUGUUUUGUAUACUUGUGGUAUUCUUCUCUUGCACAUGUUUGAAUCCUGUGUAGCUCUAACUGGGGACACAAUAGAAAAGACUAUGGCGCAGAUUUUGCCCAUCAUCACAAUCUAAAGGGAGAUUAUAUAUUUUGAAUUCGCGGCCGAAUCUUGAGGCUCCCUGAUCAUAUCAAAACAUGCUUCGGUCGAUUUUUGCAACGUGACGUCAACAGUUUGAUGUCCGGUGGCGUAUGGGUUUAACAGACAGUGAAUGUCAAGUUUACUCUGGGGUGAGGUGAUAUGAGGGUGCUGUUACCACUCUCGCGUCUGUGCAUUACGUACAGAGCUGGAACCAGGAGGUGGUUAGCCUAGCAUAACGAGCGUAAACAUGGUGGAAACAGCUGGCCUGCCUGUAGCUAGCUAGCACUCUACACAGCUAGGGCUGUUUAGUUUCUUGACAAGAGGCUCCUGGUUGUUGUUUACCACGAAAGAAAGGUACUUGCAUAACUUCCUGCAAAACCCCAAAUUGUUGUUUUUUAAAUUUUUUGUAUGUUUAGAGGCGUUAGUAGUUGUAUUUUUGAACCAGGCUAGCUGUUUUCCCCUGCCUGCAGUCUCGGGGAUUUUCCUAAGUUAAGCUAAUUGCCUCCGAGCUUUAGCUUCAUACGUAACACACAGAGGCGAGAGAGGUAUAGAUCUUCUCAUCUAAUACCCAAAAUGUCAAACUACUACUUUAAAUUCAUAAUUGAACAUUAUUCUAGAUGCUGGCAUUUAAUAUUAAGUUGAAAUACACAAAGGCUUUGUGUAAGCAACCAAAGGUAAUUUUGUUUCUUGCGCUUCAUAUACUGAUACGCCAUUAGACUGGAUCCUGUGGGAGCCCCUCUCACAUUUCUUUUGACUCUCACUUUCACAAUGAAUUGUGGGAAACCCCAUCUGAGAGCCAGCAGAUUUAUGAACAAGAGACUAAAUAAAUUAGAGACAUCCGUUGUUAUGAAUGUGAACCAAUGCAUUUUCAAUUGUGAUUUUCUUCUAGUGUGUUCCCAGCAUUAUCUGCCUCACAACAUCUGUGUUCAGUCUGGUUUUGUGUGUCAGGCUGCAGUUUAUAAUGACCACAACUCCACAGAGUUGAUAUUAAAGUAGUGAUUAGCCCCCCGACCCUAACCCACCCCCCCCACGGGCAAGUAUGUGAGACCAUGCGAGCCCCUUUCAUCUGGUGCCAACAUCAACUUAACAGGCUGUUAGCGACACACACACAUAUAUAUAGAUGCUGCACAUGCAAGGGUGGAGUUACAUGUAAGAUAAACACCCUUGCAGGCGAACACACAAAGGCACAUACUGUAAAGCCAAAAACCUGCAAACAAUUGUGACACCUGAUCCACAAACAGGGACGAACUUAGACCCAUGCUUGAACUAUUUCACAUUAAUCUAAGUCGGUUUACUUCAAAUCACAAGGUGAUUCACUGAGAUAAGAGCCAGAGGCCACAUCAGCUGUACUCCCACAUGCUGUACCUUCGCUAUGGUCUCCUUGCUUUCUCACUUUCCAUGAAUCUGAGCGUGAAAGUGCUUAGGACUCUUUUUCCAUUUAAUGAUCCCCUGGAUUCAGGCAUGGAAAAAAAGCAAAGGAGAGUUUUUCAAACAGUGAACCUGAAACCCAGACACAAAGGCACCGGAUCCCUCCCUUCCCCCAAAGACCUCCGCUAUCUUAUGUGGAGUUUAUCCGUGCAGAUGGAGCCCAACUAGAGAAGAAGUCGCACUUUCUUCGGCAUGCCUAAUGUGCCUCUGAACUGCAUCGUCGUGUGGUGGUUUUUUUAGCUAAACUAGCUAAUAAUCUGGCAACCGGUAGUUUGAGAGAGUAUGCAGUCACUUCGAGUAAAACGAUCAGACUCCUGACUCCUCUGUAACAACGUAUAUGUUGUAUUAGCUUUAGAGUUGCGUUAACCACCUUCUGAGAGACUAUGUAGCAACUGUAGUUAGCUAGUUAACAGCUGAUAUACGCAUUAAAUUCAUUGGAUGUCUUUUUGUGUUUGUUUGAAUAUGUUGGGAAGAUCAAGUCGUAUGAUUUUAGCCUCAAUCAGCAGUCGUAGCACAAACGCUGGCUUCCAAUAUGGAUGCCUCUUGCUUGAAAAAGCCAGACAAAUGCAGAACUUUCUGGCUAUCACUGCAAAUUUAUAACACAAUCCUACAGCAAGCUUAUAGUUAUGUACUCGUAUGUACAUUUUUUGUUCCCUUCACUAUAUAUUACAUUACAAUGUAAACCACCGCUGACCUCUGCAUUUGUUACCAUUCCAAUUUUCCACUGUUGUUCUCUUGUGUUCAUGUCAGUUGCACAGUGUGUAUAUUCCCUAUAUAAAAUGACUGAAAGUGACCUUUCAGUGGUGGGUAGAAGCGUCUUAAAAAAUGCCCCUUAAACUGUGAAAUGUAAAGUUUCUUCCAGACCACACUGUCCUUAAUGGACGUCUGCUAACUAGAACCAUGUGUGUGAAUGGUGCCUCUUUGCUCUCUCCCUAUUCCCCUCCCUCUCUCUCUGUCUCUCUCUCUCUUUCUCUCUGCCCACCACUGACCUCUGCGUCCGUUGACAUUCCAGCAUUUCUGCUAUUGUUCCUUUUGUACAUUUCAGCCGUGCAGUUUGUAUCAAUAAGUGAAAUAAAUAUAAAA